UGACUUUGUUUGACUUUGUUUUGACUUGGCUUUUUGUAUUUUGUGUUUUGUAUUUUUUGCGGAGCAAGUCAAGUGUUUGGGCCAAGUCUUUGGGCCGUUUUAUUCGUUCAGCGGGCGCUCGAGCGAACGGUUGUUGCUUUGUCUUUUAACUUCAAAUUUGGCUUUGUAUCUUUGCAUCCGACGGAUACGCGAUUCGAUUCAAGCCGUGCCGCGAUUUUCUGUGUGUGUGCGUGUGAAGAAAGAGCUAUAUUUAUAUAUAUAUAUAUAAUAUAUAUUUUGUUGGCUGGUGAAAUAGCCAUAGCAAUCCGCCAUCGUAAUAGCAAUAGUUUUCCCAGUGUUUAUUACAUCAAAAAUCAACGCAAAAUUUAUAUAGUAUUUAUAUGUAUAUGCCCAGCGAGAAAAUCUUAUGCAAAUGCGUUUUGAAAAAUAAUUAAGCGCCAGCCUCGAGAGAUUUGGCAAGAAAGUCGUUUGCAGUGCCUCAGUGACUUGGGAUUUCUUGGAUUUCAUUUGGAUUUCGGAUAUAUCCAGCCUCAGUGCAGCCUCUAAAAUCAAGCCAUGUGCCGGCCAUAAACCGAAGACACGCUUCCUAAUUGAAAACAGAGCCAGCUAAAUGGACGCGUAGCAAAAAGCCAAAAGUGCGAGCGAGAAGGCGAGAGUGUGUGUACGACAGAGAGAGAGAGAGCGAGCGAGCGAGACGAUCGUGAUUUGGAUUUUUCAGCGUGUGAUAUCAAAACGGAGCGGACAGCAGUGAAGCGGACAAGGAAAAAAAUUCAAAACAAAAUUCACGCCAAAAUGUCCAACGCCACAAAAAUGGUUUACAGUUAUAGAAUUUUAUGGCUUUCCGGCGUUUUACUAGGUCCCAUCUUGCUGGCCGCCAUUGCGGUUCAAGGCCAAGAGCCAGCCAGUCCAGUAUUUCAAAAUCACAAGACGAAGGAAUGGACGAAUUUAGAUAACAUAACAUUCUCAUUCGAUUGCAAGAGGCGUUCUGUGGGCUUCUAUGCCGACAUGGAGUACAAUUGCCAGAUCUUUCACAUGUGCGAUGAGGAGGGCAAUCGGAUUCCACAUUUGUGCGCCAACGAAACGAGCUUUAACCAGGAGUACAGAAUCUGUGAUUGGGACUACAACUUCAACUGCACAGAGUCACCUAAAUGGUUCUACCUGAACGAACUGACCUAUGCCACAGAUCCGCCAGAUGAAGACGACGAGGAUUACUAAACGAUUUGCAAUUAAUUAAAUAUUUAUUGUCUUUCCAAAAGAAAACAAACAAACUAAUUAAAUUAAACGCCGUAUGAAAAACGCUGAGUAAUUGUAACUGAAAAACAAAACAUAAAACUGUGUGAAAAUCUGUAAAAAUUCCAUGCAAAUGAGAUAAACUAAUUUAAGCGCCUUGUUGAACGAUUUUGUUGAGUUUCGUUUUGUACUUUUGUAUUGUAGUCUAAUUGAUUGAGUCGUGCGAGAGGAGUCGUGUUGUGUAUAUAAUGUAUAUAGAGAUGGUCCCCAGUUCCAUUUCCAAUUCCAUUCCAAUUUCAAAACCAUUUUAUAAAUUUCCAUCUCAAAUAUCCGGAACAACCUCGGAUGGGUCCGCCACAUUAUUGUAUAAUUUGCAAAUAAACUUCGUAUUUGUAAGCAAUCUUAAACCGAAAUAAAACAAAAUCAAAUUGCUAUACCCUAA
Messenger RNA from Drosophila elegans, 1672 nucleotides. RefSeq lists its product as uncharacterized. Gene Ontology annotation, molecular function: chitin binding. The record is from RefSeq and is a predicted model, not a curated record. NCBI's taxonomy places the organism in Eukaryota, Metazoa, Arthropoda, Insecta, Diptera, Drosophilidae. Bases 793 to 1215 code for a protein of 140 amino acids. Gene Ontology annotation, cellular component: extracellular region. The transcript has 5 exons.